Molecule: messenger RNA, 2004 nt
Organism: Colias croceus (clouded yellow)
Lineage: Eukaryota; Metazoa; Arthropoda; Insecta; Lepidoptera; Pieridae
Product: fidgetin-like protein 1
Exons: 10
Coding region: 293-1972 (559 amino acids)
Molecular function (GO): ATP binding; microtubule severing ATPase activity; ATP hydrolysis activity
Source: RefSeq, a predicted model, not a curated record
UUUCUUACAUACCUUCCCUGUUUCCACUGCUCUGUUAUAAAUUAAAAUUUUAAUAUACGUACCACUAAUUUAUUUAUUUAUUGUAGUACCUUUGAGCCGACCACAGACCUUGCAACAUAAAAUAUUGUCUGACAGGAAAUAGUAAUCUGUAUUCUGUGUGGCUGGGUUUAGUUGACAUUUUUAAUUUUCAAAUUGUGUUUUGGCGCCCAAAUAUUGAAUUGAAUUGAGUUUAUUUUACGUGCAUAUCUCGUUGUAGCUUUUUAAUAAAUGAAAUAUAGAUUGCGAUUAAACUAUGCAAUGCCAAAAGAAUUCUAACAACCCCGAUGAGAAUUGUUUGAGUUUGAUGAACGAUUCGUUACUGCAGGACUACAAAACUUCGCUAACUAGCGCUUCAAAUUUAAUUUCAAACACAAUACUGAAAGAUGUAGUUUUCAAUAAUUUUUCAAAGAACGACAAAGUUCUCGAUUGUAUUCUGGAUUCAGCAAACUCGCUUACUCAAAACAAUCAAGAAAAUAAUUGUGCUACUUGGAGGAGUUCCCUAAGUACCUUCAAUGAUCCAGUCACGUUAUUCGAAAAAUCGUUAUCCGCCUGUAAAAAAUGUGACAAACAGAAAUAUUCAGGCUUGCAGCAUUUUAUUAAAAACGAAUGCAAAUGUAAAAACACAGCUGGAAACACACAAAAUGAAAACUUUUCUAUUAAACCACAAUUAUCCGACAAUUCUAGUCAAGAGAGGUCUGGUGAUGAACAGAAAACAUGUAAACCUAAAUUUAAUAGAUUAAGAUCAAAACGACCCGUUAAUACUACUUCCAUAGACUCAUAUCCAGAUUUUGACGAUGUACGCAAAGCUAAAACAGAAAAUAACUUAACAAUUGAAGAGGAAGAGGAUAAGGCUCAUAAACAACAGAUUGCUAAAAUAACAUUUAAAACAGCUAAAGAGCAGCUGUUAUCUUCAAACCCAGCAGCUAAAAGGACAUUAGGUGCUUCGAGGAAGGCUCAAGCUAAAUUUGUGUCACCUAUGCUGGGAGCACAAGAUAAACAAGAAUCAAAUGAACCGACAAUAACUGAUGAGAGAUUGAAACACAUUGAUCCUAAAAUGAUAGAAUUGAUUGAAAGUGAAAUUAUUGAUAAGGGAACUCCUAUAGGUUGGGAAGAUAUAGCAGGUUUACAAAUGGCCAAAUCAGUGAUACAAGAAGCGGUAGUGUGGCCGUUGCUUCGACCAGACAUAUUUACUGGUUUGAGACGACCACCCAAAGGCAUUCUACUAUUUGGUCCUCCAGGCACUGGCAAGACAUUAAUUGGUAAAUGCGUAGCAGCGCAAUGUCGAGCGACAUUCUUUAGUAUAUCGGCAUCGUCACUAACGUCCAAGUGGAUAGGUGACGGCGAGAAGAUGGUGCGAGCGUUAUUUGCUGUUGCCAGGUGUCACCAACCCGCUGUAAUAUUUAUAGACGAAAUCGAUUCGCUAUUGACACAACGAAGCGAUAGCGAACACGAAGCGACGCGCAGAAUCAAAACAGAAUUUCUAGUGCAAUUUGAUGGUGCAGCUACUGGUGAAGAAGAUCGCCUACUAAUAGUGGGCGCCACAAAUCGUCCGCAAGAGUUGGACGAAGCCGCGCGGCGCAGGCUUGUCAAGCGACUCUACAUACCUCUGCCUGAUGUUGAGGCACGUCAACAAAUAAUAUCCAACCUGCUACAAACAGAGAACAACGAUCUCACAGCCUCUGAGAUGGAAGAAAUAGCAAAACUAACAGACGGCUAUUCCGGUGCUGACAUGAAGUCGCUCUGUUCUGAAGCCGCUAUGGGACCAAUACGGGCUGUGCCGCUGUCGCAAAUUAUCAGCAUUGAUAGGAAUAAGGUACGCCCAGUAAAUGCUCAAGAUUUUAAAGCUGCACUACAACGCGUGCGACCCAGUGUGUCACAGGACGAUUUAGGACAGUAUGUGAAGUGGGACCAAACGUAUGGACAGGGAUUUUAAGUGUUUUGUAAUAAAUUAUUAUAAAUGGAAAA